UCGUAACACCUUAGUGAGGUUGGUAAUGGCUCGUUGGAGUCGGCGGCUCUGGUUUCAAUUGUUCCCUCUCUUCGAUUAAGAAGAACAACGAUAUGGUUAAGCCGAAACAACAGAAGAAGCCACCCCAGAAGAAGCAACCAAACCCACAAAUCAAGAAACAGGGAAAACAGGAUGAUAGUUCUCAAUUUCGAACUCAGUUGGAUGCUCUUGGCCUUCGCAUUGUCGAAGUGACAGCUGACGGUAAUUGUUUCUUCAGAUCCCUUGCUGAUCAGUUGGAAGGUAAUGAGGAGGAGCAUCGAAAGUACCGAAGCAUGGUGGUGAAACACAUAUUGGACAACCAGGAGACGUUUGAGCCCUUUAUUGAAGAUGAAGUCCAAUUUGAUGAAUAUUGCCAGACUAUGGAAAAUGAUGGUACAUGGGCUGGACAUAUGGAAUUGCAGGCAGCUUCUCUUGUAACACAUAGUAACAUAUGCAUCCAUCGGAACAUGUUUCCUCGCUGGUACAUAAGAAACUUUGAUGAUCGUGGAGUUCGUAUGGUCCAUUUGUCUUAUCAUGACGGGGAGCAUUAUAAUAGUGUUCGGUUAAAGGAUGAUCCUUGUGAUGGACCUGCAAGGUCAAUUGUAAUUAAGGCGGAUGCCGAUCUUUCAGCGCCACCCCAUCUAAUGAAAGAUAGAGCUAGCAAACCCUAUGAGCAAGCUGGUAGGCAAACUUUUCAGCCUGGGUCAGUAAAGGUGGUUAUGGCUGGAAGUGGAUGUGAAAACAGAGAAAAAGUUGAACAGAUUCUAGAUCAGGUAAAUGGAGAUGUUGGUGCCGCAAUAGAGUUUCUAAUAGCAGAACAAGGAGCAGACGAGUGCUCUUCAAAUUCUGAUUGCCUUCAAAGUCAGGCUAGUGCUAACGGUUGUGAUGUAAAUGAGAAUCAUGAAAAGCACAAAGAAAACAUCGUACAGGACAACACUAAUGAUGAAUCAAACAAUAACUCCAGGAAAACCAAUGAUAAAAUCACGUUACAACAAAAUGACAAGAUUCCUCGAAACAAGGUCUGCCCGUGUGGUUCAAAAAAGAAAUACAAAACUUGCUGUGGAUCUACGUCGGGGAAACAAUCUGCUAAGCCUGUAGUUAUCCAAGCAGCUGAAUCCAGAAGGAGCAAAAAAGAAACGAAGAAAGGGAUUUCUUCAAAAGCUGAAUAUGACUCAGUGGCGCCUGAUAUGGGUGCACUUUGUAUUUGAUUUGAUAAUAAAUCAGAAGUUACUUCUGUGCUCCCCAAGAGGAGAGAAGCUACUGACAGGUUUUAAAUUGUGGUCAGAUGUGAUCGUGGCAUGAUUCUUGACAUUAUGGAGAAUUGUAGUCAAAUGCAGUUGAUGUAGCCUCAAUUGUGGUUGUCAGGACAUAAAAACUUUGAUGUCAGCCCACAGAGUGGACGUUUUUGAAAAUCAUGAUUAAGAUUUUAUAGUGCCCUCUAUAGGAUUCUGGAUUGAGUUUCAAUUUAGGAUAAAAAUGCAUCUUGUGUCCUUACUAGUCUUGCAUGAUCAGAAGACCAAAUGUAUAUUACCAGUUAGCACCAAAUUCGUUAUUGUAUCCCUGAUAUGUAGCUUACUUCCUGCAAAUAUGUUUUCUU
This is a messenger RNA of Cicer arietinum (chickpea), 1615 nucleotides long. NCBI's taxonomy places the organism in Eukaryota, Viridiplantae, Streptophyta, Magnoliopsida, Fabales, Fabaceae. The record is from RefSeq and is a predicted model, not a curated record.